Naegleria gruberi is the source of this 1926-nucleotide messenger RNA. RefSeq lists its product as uncharacterized. The record is from RefSeq and is a predicted model, not a curated record. The transcript has a single exon. NCBI's taxonomy places the organism in Eukaryota, Heterolobosea, Eutetramitea, Acrasida, Naegleriidae. The coding region runs from base 1 to 1926 and encodes 641 amino acids.
AUGGCAUUGCAUGAAGCAACGACAACUGGAAAAAAAGCAAGCUCUAAAAAGUAUUUGUGUUGUGUUUGUAAUGAAACACACAGAGAUUACAUGUGGGGUAUUGCAUAUCAUUUGAAUCAAACAGGUGGCAUGUUUGCCACCAUCACUGAAAGAAGAUUUGUUUCUCCUGGUUGGUGUUGUCAAAUUAAAUACAGAAACCUUUGUAAUUACUAUUCCGAAUGUGCAGAAAAGAAGGAAAUUAAUUCUACUUCUUCAUUCAAAUUUGUUGAUUUGUCGCCAUGUGUUAAAUUUCAAUCCAAACCUAAAAUUGAUGGUCCAGAUUAUAUAAUUGCAUCUUUGGAAAGAUUGAUUGAUUUUUUAGAUUCAAAUUCCGUUUGUAAAGAAUGUAAAUGUUAUGGAGCUCUUCAAUGCACAAAUUAUCAGCAGAAAGGGUUUGAUUCAUUAUUAUCAUUCGAAUGCUUCAAUUGUAAAAACAAAUUAAUUCUAAAUUCUUCCUCUAAUUUAGAAGGUUCCUCUCGCCAAGUCCUUUCCAAAAAAUUAAUUUGUGCAUCCCAAUUCAGUGGAAUCAAUGUUGAGCAAUUAUUUAAUGCUUUUGAUCUUACUGGUCUUCCACAUUAUAGCAAUCAAAGUGCAGUGUAUGAGGUAACAACUAAUAUUUGGGAUAAAGUUACAGAGCUAACAGAUGAAGCGUUAUUAGAAAAUCUUAAAUAUAUGGGCCUGAUGAAAUUAAUGGCUGAUGGACUUAGUUUUUUUGGUGUGACAAUGAAUAUGAAAGAAAACAGACUUGAAUCACAAUGUUUGAUAAUUAAUAAUCAAUAUUAUUAUCUUCCACAAGAAAUCAUGUUGAUUAUUUGGUCAUUCUAUCCCAAAAAGAAAUAUAUUCCUCUAUACAUAUCCAUAGAUGGGAGAUGGUCAAAAGCAAGAAACGCAAAUGAAUGUACUGUUGCUGCUAUUGAAUCAUGUUUUGAUCUUAUUGUUCAAAGGUAUAACACAAUAAGAGAUAGAAUUUCAAGAGAGGGAAAUUUCAAAGGAGCAAGCAAGUGUGCAGAAGGUAAUGGUGUUGAUCAUAUAAUGGAUUGGAUUGUGAAUCAAAUAUUUGAUCUUUUUGGUGAAAAGUUCUAUUUUGAAGUAAGAAGUUUUGCGCAUGAUCAUGAUGGUUCUACACGAAAUAUUAUUCAUGAACAUUUUCCAAAUGCUCAGGAAUAUUUAGAUGUAAAUCAUAAGGGAAAGAAUAUUGCUAAACAUGUUGCUGGAAUAGCAAAAGGUUGGGGUACAGUUGUUUCAGUAGCAUUCAAAGUAGCUGUAACAGUCGCUGAUAAUAAUACGAAUAUUCUAAAAACAAUUUUGAAUGCAUAUGUAGAUCACUGGUGUGGAAAUCAUGAUAAGUGCUAUGGAGAUGGAUGUAAAUCUUCCAAACCGAAAAUUGAUCCAAACAAUACAGAACUAAUUGAAAAACUGAAGAAAGUAUUUACAGAACUUGCUGAAAGUGCAGACUCCUAUAAAAAAAGUGCUCACACUCAAUCCAAUGAGUCUCUAAAUAAUAGUAUGUGCAAGUUUGUUUCAAAAAGAUAUGAUUUUUCAAAAUCAUAUUCAGGAAGAGUGGAUUUAGCAGUGCUAUUUCACACACACGGACACAAAUCAUUCAUAACCUUAAUGAAACAAUUAAAUGUUCCCCUCAGUGAAUAUUCUAUGUAUAAAUUAUCUAAGAAAGAUGCUAAAGGGUUGUGGCAUAGAGAAAGGAAGUUGUCUGUUGAAUAUAAAGGAAAAAGGAAAGCCAAUAAGGAGAAUCAUAAGAAAUUGCACAAAAAAGUAAUUGAAAAUUAUGAAUACAAGAAAGGUGAUCCAGAGUUUACAGAAGAAACUCAACAAUCAACACAAUUAAUAAUUUCCGAAAAAGAAAUCCACCAUCAAAGAAGAAGAAAAUAG